AUGAGGGGCUUCGGAUUUGGGGUGCUGCAGACCGCCCCGCUCCGAAGCAGCAGCCCCGGGUCCCUAUUCGGCAGCGGGGCGUACCGUCCCUACGCCACGGGGCCCACCGCGGCCGCCGCCCCGCUGCCCUCCACCACGCCCUUCGGCCCGCUCUCGCCGCCGCCGUUGCCUGUCACCGGCUUCUCGGAGGCCGCCUCCCCCUUCUCUAUCCCCCUCGGCUGCGGCGGCGCGGGCAGCUCAGCUGCCGCCGCUUCCUCUUCCUCCCCGUUCUUGGCGCAUCAGCAGACCAUGCAGGAUGAGCUGCUGCUGGGGCUGACACAGCAGCCGGCGCGGCCAGUCUCGGGGGCGGCGGCCGCGGAGAAACUCCCCAACCACCACCCCGGCGGCGUACAACGUUUGAAUGACCGCCGGCUUUGGUUCAUUGACAUCGAAAAGCGUAUUUUGUUGUCCUUUUUUGAUCCACCUCUUCUGAAACAAUCUCCUUGGAGCAACCAUCAGAGCAGUGGCUGGGGCACUGGAAGCGUGUCGUGGGGAGCAAUGCACGGCAGAGACCAUCGUAGAACUGGAAACAUGGGGAUUCCAGGAACUAUGAAUCAGAUAUCUCCAUUGAAGAAACCAUUUUCUGGUAAUGUCAUAGCACCACCGAAAUUUACUCGCUCUACUCCAUCACUGACUCCAAAAUCUUGGAUUGAAGAUAACGUGUUCAGAACCGACAACAAUAGUAAUACACUCUUACCCUUACAGGUGAGAUCUAGUUUGCAGUUACCAGCUUGGGGCUCAGAUUCACUCCAAGAUAGUUGGUGCACUGCAGCCGGAACAUCCAGAAUAGACCAGGAUCGAAGUAGAAUGUAUGACAGUUUGAAUAUGCACUCUUUGGAAAACUCCCUUAUUGAUAUUAUGAGAGCAGAGCAUGAUCCUCUUAAGGGUCGACUGAGCUAUCCACAUCCAGGAACUGAUAAUCUGUUGAUGUUAAAUGCAAGGAGUUAUGGGCGAAGACGAGGUCGUUCUUCCCUCUUUCCAAUAGAUGAUGGUCUGCUUGAUGAUGGCCAUAAUGAUCAAGUUGGGGUUUUAAAUUCUCCCACAUGCUAUUCUGCUCAUCAAAAUGGAGAACGAAUAGAACGCUUCUCUCGAAAAGUUUUUGUUGGUGGUCUUCCUCCAGAUAUUGAUGAAGAUGAAAUAACUGCUAGCUUCAGAAGAUUUGGGCCUUUGGUAGUAGAUUGGCCUCAUAAAGCAGAAAGCAAGUCCUAUUUUCCACCAAAAGGCUAUGCAUUCCUUCUCUUUCAAGAAGAGAGCUCAGUUCAGGCACUAAUUGAUGCUUGUAUUGAAGAGGAUGGAAAACUCUAUCUCUGUGUUUCCAGCCCCACCAUCAAGGACAAACCAGUUCAGAUCCGCCCUUGGAAUUUAAGUGACAGUGAUUUUGUGAUGGAUGGUUCUCAGCCUUUGGAUCCUCGAAAAACAAUUUUUGUUGGAGGUGUUCCUAGGCCAUUAAGGGCUGUGGAACUUGCUAUGAUCAUGGACCGGCUGUAUGGUGGAGUUUGUUAUGCAGGAAUCGAUACAGAUCCUGAGCUAAAAUACCCAAAAGGUGCUGGUCGAGUUGCUUUCUCCAAUCAGCAGAGCUAUAUUGCUGCCAUCAGUGCUCGGUUCGUUCAACUUCAGCAUGGGGAUAUUGAUAAACGCGUGGAGGUGAAGCCAUAUGUGCUAGAUGACCAGAUGUGUGAUGAAUGCCAGGGCGCGCGCUGCGGUGGAAAAUUUGCUCCCUUUUUCUGUGCCAAUGUCACUUGCCUGCAGUAUUACUGUGAGUUUUGUUGGGCAAAUAUCCACUCUCGCGCAGGACGUGAGUUCCAUAAGCCAUUGGUAAAGGAAGGUGCUGAUCGCCCACGUCAGAUCCACUUCCGCUGGAACUGAGACUAGCACACCGGCCUCCGUGUGACACGGAAAGAAAGGGUGCAUGUGGC
Puma concolor (puma) is the source of this 1955-nucleotide messenger RNA. The record is from RefSeq and is a predicted model, not a curated record. NCBI's taxonomy places the organism in Eukaryota, Metazoa, Chordata, Mammalia, Carnivora, Felidae.